Molecule: messenger RNA, 1437 nt
Organism: Penicillium olsonii
Lineage: Eukaryota; Fungi; Ascomycota; Eurotiomycetes; Eurotiales; Aspergillaceae
Source: the annotation of a GenBank genome assembly
AUGGAUCUAGAGAAACAGACCGAGCCGACGGUCGAGACCAAAGAUCCCAACCUGGUUGACUUCGACGGUCCCGAUGACACGGAAAACCCAUUCAACUGGCCCACCUGGAAAAAGGACCGUCAGCUGGUUCUGAUGGCCUUUAAUACCUUCAUAACUCCAUUGGCAUCCUCAAUGUUCACCCCGGGAAUCAGUGAUGUGAUGAAGGAAUUCAAUGUCACCAGUAGCAUGCUGGGGUCAUUCGUCGUCUCCGUCUACAUUCUGGGGUAUUGCUUCGGGCCUUUCUUAAUCGCACCUCUGUCAGAGAUAUAUGGCCGUGUCGCGUUGUACCACAGCUGCAACCUACUCUUCCUCAUCUUCACCAUCGCCUGCGCUGUCGCCCAGAGCAUGCCGCAACUAAUCGUCUUCCGCUUGCUGGCAGGCAUGGCGGGGGUGUGUCCCUUAACCAUUGGCUCUGGGACUGUCGCUGACAUGGUCCCCAAAGAGAAGCGUGCGGGUAUCAUGGCCAUCUGGGCUAUGGGGCCCAUUCUCGGCCCGGUCGUUGGCCCCGUCGCGGGUGGCUUUUUGGCCGAAGCGGAGGGAUGGCGAUGGGUCUUCUGGGUAAUUGCCAUUACAACCGGAGUGAUGAUGAUCCUCACGAUCAUUUGGUACCGGGAAUCAUACGGACCUGUGGUACUCGAGCGUAAAGCAGCUCGUCUUCGCAAAGAAACUGGCAACCCCGACCUUCGAUCAAUCCACUACACAGGUAACCUCAACUUGCAGCUCUUCCUGUCGGCGCUGGCACGCCCACUGAAGCUGCUAUUCUGCUCCCCAAUCGUCUUCCUCAUGGCCCUCUUUGCCGCCACGACAUACGGGUAUCUCUACCUGAUGUUCACGACCAUCACCUCGAUCUUCGAAAGCAAGUACGGCUUCUCGCCUGGUGUGGCAGGCCUUGCCUACCUCGGCUUCGGAAUCGGUAGUAUGCUUGGACUGGUCACUACCGGAAUCGCCGCCAACAAAAUCGCCGCAAACCACGUGAAACGAGGCUGUUUCCGACCCGAAUCGCGUCUGCUGCCCAUGAUGAUCGGCUGCUGGUUCAUGCCCGUUGGCUUGUUCUGGUAUGGCUGGUCUGCCCAAGCGGGUGUGCACUGGAUUGUGCCCAUCUUGGGAACCGGUGUUUUUGCCGUUGGCCUGAUGACCGUCUUCAUGUCUGCCAGCACUUACCUGGUUGAUUCGUAUCUGCGCUAUGCGGCGUCAGUUACCGCGGCGAAUACCGCGUUGCGGUCGUUGAUCGGGGCUUUGUUGCCACUGGCGGGGCCGUCGAUGUAUGAAGCUCUCGGGUUGGGAUGGGGCAAUUCCUUGUUGGCGUUUAUUGCGCUAGUCAUGUGCUCGGUGCCAUUCCUCUUUUGGAAGUAUGGGGCCAUGAUUCGCACACACCCACGAUUCCAGGUCAAGUUGUGA